CUCACAGUCUAAAGGUUUCGAAAGUUGAAAAAACCCAAACGUUCUUCAAGUUAUGAAAGCUGUUCUCUUAAGAGCUGGUUCGGCUCCGGUCAUCUCACCGGCUCUUUGCGGUUCACCAAGAGUUUCUCUUUCUCGUCAAAGUUCGUUUGGUGGAGUUUUCUACGGUGAGAGAGCCGGCUCCUCCGUUUGCUCUCAGAUAGUCUCGUUGCAUUUCCCUAUGAAUAAACGGAAGCCGAAGGAAACUCCUGCGCAAAUGAGGCGAGCUUUUUCUGACACUGAUAUCAUCAGAUCGGAGUCUCGGAUUCCCGGUGAAUCUAGGUGUUUUCCGACGGGGAUACCGGAGGAGGACUACCUGUCGGAUGGUGAAGUAGACAGGGAGUUUCAAACAUUGGUGACAGGAAACGGAACUGAUCGGGCGAGUUUCGUGCCAAUUUGGCCGGAAUUCGGGAUCUCAAUGGACGAGAUAGGGUUUUCUGGUGAUGGAUUCGGAAAUGGCGGGAAAUCUGGAGGCGAUCGCGGAGACGAUUCGUACGGUGAUAAGAGCAAAAUCGGCGAUUAUUAUCAGGAAAUGUUGAAACGAUAUCCCAGUGAUUCGCUUCUAUUGAGAAACUACGGCCGAUUCUUACACGAGGUAGAAAAAGAUAUAGAGAAAGCUGAGGAGUAUUACGGAAGAGCGAUCUUAGCUAGUCCUGGUGAUGGAGAAGUUUUGUCUUUGUACGGAAAGUUAAUUUGGGAGAGACAUCGAGAUGAAAGCCGAGCUAAGUCUUACUUCGACCGCGCCAUUACUGCUGCUCCUGAUGACUGCAUGGUGUUGGGAUCUUACGCACAGUUUAUGUGGGAAGCUGAGGAAGACGAAGAAGAAGAGGAAAUGGGUGAUAAAGUUGGAGUUUCUCCGGCUAUGGUUGCAGCUUUUUAAUGCUUUCUCGUCUACUAUCAGUCAUGGGAGAUCUCAUAUGAAGGAAAAAGAGGAGGGAUUUUGAAUAGAAUUUACCUGACUAAAAAGAAAAAAGGGAAAUGAGAGUAUGGGACUUGAGGAAGAGAAAAACAAAAAGAAACUAUUGAUUAACAAGAGAACAGAUCAUGUUUUGUGUAAUAUUAAUAAUGCUAACUUUGAUAACCAGACAAUAAGUUUCAAGCUAUGGAAGCUGCUGCAAAGGCUAUAGAAGUAUGUAAUUAGUUGAUUUUGAACUUCUUUUUGUUGUACAUGUAAUAUGUUUCUACAUUAGAAUUAAGUUCGUAUGGUUUUAUUUACAGCAAUAUCUACUUUUCUCUAUUUGGUAUUAGCUGUUUUAUAUCAUGAACUUCAUUUUGUCAGAUUAUAAGUCUGGAUUUUGAACAAUAUUUUAGUUCUUUUAAGGAUCUUAAACUUCAA
Durio zibethinus is the source of this 1372-nucleotide messenger RNA. RefSeq lists its product as uncharacterized. The record is from RefSeq and is a predicted model, not a curated record. Gene Ontology annotation, molecular function: protein binding. Lineage: Eukaryota; Viridiplantae; Streptophyta; Magnoliopsida; Malvales; Malvaceae.